Molecule: messenger RNA, 2330 nt
Organism: Fomitiporia mediterranea MF3/22
Lineage: Eukaryota; Fungi; Basidiomycota; Agaricomycetes; Hymenochaetales; Hymenochaetaceae
Product: iron-sulfur clusters transporter ATM1
Exons: 10
Coding region: 7-2157 (716 amino acids)
Biological process (GO): intracellular iron ion homeostasis; transmembrane transport
Cellular component (GO): mitochondrial inner membrane
Molecular function (GO): ABC-type transporter activity; ATP binding; ATP hydrolysis activity
Source: RefSeq, a predicted model, not a curated record
GUCGGCAUGUUCAGCCUUAUACGGCCGCCUGCGUCAAGAUCAUUCAGGCUCUCGUCUACUCCUCUCUCUGUCCGCCGUCUCACGAGCUCGCGUUAUGCAUUCCCAUGCUCUCGACGUGCUGCUCCCUUAAGGCUACCUACAAGUCACCCAAAUUUCUGUUUUAAUAGUGUACGGAGAUUCGGACACCUCGCAGGGAGUAAUAAAGAACCUUCAUCCAAGUCCAAGGAAGAAGACGCGAGGACAAGCCCCAACCCCAUCAAGAACGCAGCGGAGAAGACCGCGAAGGAUCUAGGUGCGGAGAAACAACUUACUGUUGCUCAGCAGCGAAAGAAGGAUUGGGCAAUAAUCAAGAAGCUGCUUGUUAAUAUAUGGCCCCAGGGAGAUUGGAAUGUACGGAGUAGGGUGUUAUUUGGCUUUGGGUUGCUAGUUGCGGGUAAGGUGCUGAAUGUACAAGUGCCUUUACUGUUCAAGAAUAUCAUCGACGCUCUUAAUGUCGAGAUCACGCAAGACACUGCGGUGUGGGCAAUUGCAGGAGCGCUUAUUCUGGGAUAUGGUGCUGCACGAAUAGGAGCAACUCUAUUCACUGAGCUCCUCAACGCCGUUUUCGCCAGCGUCGGACAGAAGGCCGUCCGCAGAGUUGCGCGAGAGACUUUCGAACAUCUCUUGAACUUGGAUCUUAAAUUCCACCUCUCAAGACAAACUGGUGGACUAACUCGAGCAAUUGACCGCGGGACAAAAGGCAUCACGUUCAUCUUACAGUCUUUGCUCUUUCGCGUUGUGCCGACUGCACUUGAGAUUUCCAUGGUUUGCGGGAUAUUGACUUAUAAGUUCGGAUGGGAUUAUGCUGCAGUCGUGGCUGGGACCAUGGUUGCGUACACCUGGUUUACCGUGACUACAACAUCAUGGAGGACGAAAUUCCGUCGUGAUGCAAAUAAAGCGGAUAAUAAAGCAGCGACCAUAGCUGUUGACUCACUGAUAAAUUAUGAGGCAGUAAAGAACUUCAAUAACGAAAAGUUCGAAAUCCAACAAUACGACAAGCAUCUCGCCGAGUACGAAAAGUCAUCCGUCAAAAUAACGACUUCCUUAGCAUUCCUGAAUUCCGGACAGAAUGCCAUAUACUCAAGUGCCUUGACGCUCAUGAUGUUCAUGGCAGCACAAGGAGUUGUCAAUGGCACAAUGACUAUAGGUGACCUUGUAAUGGUCAACCAACUUGUCUUCCAACUUUCGUUACCUCUGAACUUCUUGGGAACGAUAUAUCGCGAGCUACGACAAAGUUUGCUCGAUAUGGAAGUUUUGUUUAACCUUCAGACUGAACACACACCUCCUCCGGAUAAACCAGAUGCCAAACCACUCGCGCUCAAAGGCGGCUCAAUCCGCUUCGAGAACGUGAAUUUCGCUUACCAUCCCGACCGCCCCAUCUUCCGAAACCUCUCCUUCACCAUCCCCGCAGGCAAAAAAGUCGCUCUCGUAGGUCCCUCAGGUUGCGGGAAAUCUACCGUCUUCCGUCUUCUCUUCCGUUUCUACGACCCUUCCUCGGGACGAAUCCUUAUUGACGAUCAAGACAUCUACUCCCUCCAGCUUGCUAGCGUGCGUCGCGCGAUCGGCGUAGUUCCACAAGAUACACCAAUGUUCCAUGCGGAUAUCAUGCAUAAUAUUCGAUAUGGUCGGAUAGACGCGAGUGAUGAGGAGGUUAUUGAGGCGGCACGGAGAGCGCAUGUGCAUGAUACAAUUAGGAGGUUGCCGGAGGGGUAUAAGACGACUGUUGGUGAGAGAGGGUUGAUGAUUUCGGGUGGAGAGAAACAGAGGUUGGCGGUUGCGAGGGUGUUGUUGAAAGAUCCGCCGAUUCUUUUCUUUGAUGAAGCAACUUCAGCACUUGAUGCCCGUACAGAGGCGGAGCUUAUGAAAAACAUCAACAGCAUCCUCCUCGAUAAACGCCGAACAAGUAUUUUCAUAGCUCACCGCAUCCGAACCGUCGUCGAAGCUGACCUCAUCCUCGUCUUCAAUCACGGAGAAGUCGUCGAACAAGGUACACACCAAGAGCUGCUCGACAAGGGUGGUCUAUACUAUUCCAUGUGGAUGGAGCAGGCUUACCAGACUAUCGAGGAACCUAGUGAGGAGAGCUCCGUACAGGAAGAAGAGUCUGCAUUAACGAAGUAAUGCCAUUUCAUCACACCCUCUUCCCUUUAUUGUCGCGGAGGUUCUAUCGUGAUUUUCACGUUAGUAAUAUUGUAAUUGAUUUCCCGUUCCGGUUGGUAGACAAUCCGAGUAUAAUUGCUAUGUUCCUUUGUAUAUACUUUGUCAAGAUUAACAUACUAGAUCCUCAAUUCCGC